Molecule: messenger RNA, 11273 nt
Organism: Equus caballus (horse)
Lineage: Eukaryota; Metazoa; Chordata; Mammalia; Perissodactyla; Equidae
Gene: SETX
Product: senataxin
Biological process (GO): termination of RNA polymerase II transcription
Cellular component (GO): nuclear body
Molecular function (GO): transcription termination site sequence-specific DNA binding; helicase activity
Source: RefSeq, a predicted model, not a curated record
GGAACGUUCCCUCGCCGUCCAGUCCCGUUCCCCUCGGCUCGCCCCCUCAUUCUUCGCUUAGGGUUCUUCGCGCUAAGACCGCCGCCGCCCACCCUGCCUGAAUCGGGCCCACCUCGGCCUCGUCUUUCCUUCGCAGUAUUGAUCAGUAUUAGUCUUUAAAGGAAAUCGAAAGAGCGAUUCCUUCGUAAUCCGUAAUACCCUGAUGAGACACCUGAAGCGUUGACGGCGGAGGAAAGAGAACGGAACGGAAAAAGCCGGAGGAAAUGUUCUUUUGGGGCCACAGUUUGGGUAUAUCUGAAUGCAAAUCCUCACACGUUUACCAGUAAGACCAAGAAUCUCGACUGAGAAGAUCUCCUCUUGUAGGUUGUUAGCCCAGGAAGCUCCUACUUGAAAUUAACUUUCUUCUUAGUACAGAAUGAGCACAUGUUGUUGGUGUACGCCUGGUGGUAUUUCCACCAUUGACUUCCUAAAGCGCUAUGCAUCCAGGACCCACUCCAGGGAAUUUCAAACAGCUGAUGAAGACCUCUGUUACUGCUUAGAGUGUGUGGCCGAAUACCAUAAAGCAAGGGAUGAAUUGCCAUUCUUGCAUGAGGUUUUAUGGGAAUUAGAAACCUUACGUCUCAUAAAUCACUUUGAAAAAUCCAUGAAAGCAGAAAUUGGAGAUGAUGAUGAAUUGUAUAUAGUAGACAACAAUGGAGAGGCACAACUGUUUGACUUUACUGGCCAAGACUUUGAAAAUAAGCUUCGAGUUCCUCUUCUUGAAAUACUGAAAUAUCCUUAUCUGCUUUUACAUGAGCGUGUUAAUGAAUUAUGUGUUGAAGCACUUUGUCGGAUGGAACAAGCUAAUUGCUCCUUUCAGGUUUUUGACAAGCAUCCAGGGAUCUAUUUGUUUUUGGUCCAUCCCAAUGAAAUGGUUCGGCGUUGGGCUAUCCUGACCGCAAGAAACUUGGGGAAAGUGGACAGAGAUGAUUAUUAUGACUUACAGGAGGUUUUGACUUGCCUUUUUAAAGUCAUUGAAUUGGGGCUUUUAGAAAGUCCAGACAUUUAUACUUCUUCUGUCCUUGAAAAGGGCAAACUGAUUCUUCUGCCCUCGCACAUGUAUGAUACUACCAACUAUAAAAACUAUUGGUUAGGUAUUUGCAUGUUGCUGACCAUUCUUGAGGAGCAAGCCAUGGAUUCACUGUUGUUGGGCUCAGACAAACAAAAUGACUUUAUGCAAUCAAUACUUCACACCAUGGAGAGGCCAUCAGAUGAUGAUAGUGUGGAUCCUUUCUGGCCAGCAUUACACUGUUUCAUGGUGAUUCUGGAUCGCCUUGGAUCUAAGGUCUGGGGUCAACUUAUUGAUCCUAUUGAAGCAUUUCAAACUAUUAUCAAUAAUGUGAGCUACAAUAGAGAGAUUCAAAAUAUACGGAACAGCUCUGUAAGGACCAAGAUAGAACCGGAGUCAUAUUUGGAUGACAUGGUGACUUGCAGCCAGAUUGUAUACAAUUAUAAUCCUGAAAAGACCAAAAAGGAUUCAGGGUGGAGAUCAGCCAUUUGCCCAGAUUAUUGUCCUAACAUGUAUGAAGAAAUGGAAACAUUAUCCAGUUUGCUUCAGUCAGAUAUUGGUCAAGACAUGCGUGUUCAUAACAGCACAUUUCUGUGGUUCAUCCCUUUUGUUCAAUCCCUCAUGGAUCUUAAGGAUUUGGGUGUGGCUUAUAUAGUAGAGGUUAUUCAUCAUCUGCACUCUGAAGUCAAAGAUGUCCUCAACCAAGCAGAUGCUGUGUGUGACAAAGUCAGUGAAUUUUUUCUUCUAAUUUUGGUGUCAGUGAUUGAACUGCAUAGAAAUAAAAAAUGUUUGCAUUUGCUGUGGGUUAGUUCCCAACAAUGGGUUGAAGCCGUUGUAAAAUGUGCCAAACUUCCAACCAGUGCAUUUGCACGGAGUUCUGAGAAAUCAUCUGGAAAUUGCUCCAAAGGAACAUCAAUGAUGUCAUCUCUGUCAUUGCAUUCACUGCCAUCUAACUCUGUACAACUUGCGUGUGUGCAACUGAUUAGAAGUCUCCUUAAAGAAGGUUAUCAGCUUGGGCAGCAAACUCUUUGUAAGCGAUUCUGGGAUAAGCUCAAUUUAUUCCUGCGAGGAAAUCUAUCUCUAGGUUGGCAGCUGACUAGUCAGGAAACCCAUGAGUUACAAACUUGUUUAAAGCAAAUUAUUCGAAACAUAAAAGUCAAACCACCUCCUUGUAACACUUUGGUGGAUCUGACUCCUGCGUGUAAAACCCCUCCUGCAUCUUAUACUAAAGAGGAAAAUGAACAAAUAGGAAAGAAGUCUAAAAAAGACAUACGCUGUCUGGAAAAUUCCAGCCCAACGUUUUCUAAAGAACCAAUGAAAGCUGAUGCAUAUCAAGUGCAGGAGAGUCUAUUGAUCAAAGCAAGUAACACUGUAGAGGAUAAUGAGCAAAAUUAUAUAAAAGACAUCAAACUAGAAGACCAUCUUUCAACUGAGUCAUGUUUAAAGCAGAGUAGUAAAAAUCUUGUCAAUGAAAGAGCUCAAGAUGAAGUUAAAAUAAGUACAAGGAAGCAGAAGUCUGUGAAAGAGAAUUCCUUACAUAAACGACAGAAUUGUACUUCAAGAAAUGGUCCAGAAAAAGGGUGUGACAGAGGAAUAAUAAUAUCAACACGUUUGUUGACUGAUUCUAGCACUGAUUUUCUGGAAAAGGUAUCCACAUCAAAUGAAGAUUUCCCUUUAAAGGAUGAUGCUGUCAGUAAAACCUCAAAAGCAAAAGCUAAGUCACAGAAAGAUGAAAUCUGUGCUAAGUUAUCACAUGUGAUAAAGAAGCAACACAGGAAAAGUACUUUGGUCAAUAAUGCUGUCAAUUUAGAGGAAAACCGGACUGUAUCUAACGUUGAGAAUUUGUUUUCAAGGAAAGAUAUAGGAGGUCAGAAAGGGGAUAGCUUUGUACACAAUCUCUCUUUAGACCCUAAUGGUAUUCUGGAUGAUAAAAAUGGAGAGCAAAAAUCUCAAAGCAGUUUACUACUGAAAAAGAAACAAUUAAAGAAUGAAGAGUUAGAUAUUUUCUCUUCCCAUGAAAAGAGUUGUCAAAUACAAGAAUGUCAUGCUGAUGAUAAAGAUUUGGUCUCGUUUACAGAAAUGACUAAUACUUUCAUGAAGAAAACAUCUCCCUUUAAAGAUCCCAUGACUGUAAUUGAAUCAAGAGAGAAGGAAAUUAGCAAGAGUACCGAUCAGGUUUCUUCUAAUUUGAGAGAACAGGCCCCUAGCAUCAGUCCUAAUUCUGACACUUUAACAGAUUCUCAGAUAGACCGAGACCUCCACAAAUUGUCUUUAAUAGCUCAGGCUAGCGUUAUUAAGUUUCCAUCAGAUUCAGCGCAAAGAAACUCAUCCCAGCUACAAAGAAAAGUAAGAGAUGAUAAGAGAUGUUUCACAGCUAACCAAAACAAAGUUGGAGAAACCUGCCAUGAACAGGUGAUUAUUAUUUCAGAUUCUGAUGAUGAUGAUGAUGGUGAUGAAAGAAUUCUGCGUUUUGAGAAACACACUAAACAAGAUAAAAUAUGUGUUGAGAAAGAAUGUCCAGAGCAGCAUAUUGCAGUAGAUAAUAGAAAUGUGGAAAAGAAGCUAAUAAAAGAAGAAGAGACACAGUCCCUUUUACAGUUUGAGGAAUCUGAUUCUCAGUUUUUUGAGUUUGAAAGUCCAUGUGAAGUGUUUUCAGUUUGGCAAGAUCAGAAACCAGACAACAAGAAUUCAGUUCAAGAGGAUGGAAAAAAUUCAUCCUUGACUCAUAUAGUUGAUAUCACAAAUGAUUGGGGUUAUGAUACAGAUUAUGUAUCUGAAGAGGUUAUUAAAAAAGUAUCAGAGGGCAUUGAAGAACACGCAGAACCACAGAGUACUAGUAUUUCUGUUGAGGAAUUUUGUGAAAUUGAAGUAAAAAAACCUAAGAGAAAACAAAUUGAAAAACCUAUGGCUGAAGACCCUUUAAGGCCUUCAUCUAUCAGCAAGGAGGUCCAGCCUGAUAUUCUUAAUGAGAAAGGUCUGACUGAAAAUAAUUUUAAAAGUAUUGACAUAAAGACUACAACUCCCAAUUCAAGUAUUCAGAGAGCCACCACGAUUUCCCUAAAGAAAUCUUCUCCGAAGCCUCAUGCUUAUUCCAAACCCGUUAGGAAAGUCCCACUUUCUAAAACCCCUAAGAAAACACAUUCAGAUGCCAAAAAAGGACAGAAUAAAAAUUCAAAUUACUUAAGUUGUAGGACAGCUCCUGCUGUAGUGCCACCAAAGAAAUUUCGCCAGUGUCCUGAACCAACUUCAAAAGUUGAGAAACUUGGUCUGAAAAAGGCUCCUCGUAGGGCAUUUGAGUUGUCUCAGCGGUCUUUAGAGCAUAUAGGUAAGUUACGUGACCAUGGCAAAACUGUUGGAGUAGUUGAUACCCCAAAGAAGACUAAAUUAAUUUCUCAGACUUCUGUCAAAAAUAAUAAGAAAUUGCUGAAAAAUCAAGAUCUGCAGUUGCAAAGGCAGAUGAGAUCCAGAUCACAACAAAAUAAACAAAGAUGUUUUGAUUAUGAAAGUACAGAUACUAUGAAAACAAGGUCACGCACAGCGCAGAAUUCUGACAUAUUUGUACCAGAAUCAGCUAGGUCAGAUAAUAAAGGAGGAACUGAGGCAAUUGCUGACAGUGAUGGCAGGCAAUUAAUAAAAUGUGCAUCUUCUGAACUAGAACCUGUGAAAACAAAAUAUGUUUCCCAGGGGACUGAUGAUACUUGUCUUUUGAACCAGUGUAAUUCUGUAGUGUUAAAUGGAAGAAUACCAACAAAUGAAAUAAUUGUUUCUACUUCAGAGGAACCUUUAGGUGGAAGUGACCUAACAGCACAUCAUUUAGAGCUGGCAAUUUUGAAAGAGCAAGAGCCUGAAUCCAACAGUGAUAUAGAGGAAGAUAAUAUAUUUUUAACACAACGUGACCCUGAGGAUAUGGAUUUAUGUUCACAAAUGGAGAAUGGUAAUGAUAAACUCAUUGAGGUAGUUCAUGGAAAAGAUACUGUUCAGGUAGAAGAUGAUUCUGUAAGACAGCCUCAGUUGGAAUCUUUGAGUAGCACAAAAUGUAAGUACAAAGAUUGUGUUGAAACUAUGAAAAACGAGGGUGAGUACUGCUUGAAACACUCUGAAGUUAAAGCAGCAGAUGAAGAUGUAUUUCGUAAACCUAGCUUGCCUCUUUCUUCAUCUAAACCUUGGAGACCUACCACUAAGAUUUUUAGCUCACGUAGUACUUCACGAAUUGCUCAUCUUUCCAAGUCUUUGGAAAAUACCUCAGCGCUUCCACCAGCUCUAAAAAAUAAGUCAAAUGGGGUACAAUCUAUUUUGAAAGCACCACAGCCAGCCUCUCUUGUGUCUCAGAAGCCAAUGGGUGAAGUCAAGAGUUUGUGCAAUGUUCCUCAUUCUCAGACUCUAAAUAAUUCCAACAGACAAGGUUACAAACUUCCAUUUGGUGAAAACAAGUCUUUUUUGGCUUCCUCUCCAGUAAGCAUUCUCUUGUCAUCACAGUCUGUCUCUGACACCUUUGUUAAAGAGGUCUUAAAAUGGAAAUAUGAAAUGUUUGUGAACUUUGAUCAGUGUGGGCCCCCAGCAAGUCUUUGUCAGUCCAUCUCAAGACCUGUGCCUGUCAAAUUUCAAGAUUGUGGAGAAUAUUUCAACGUUUUUCUUCCUUUGAUGAUACUGAAUACUUUUGAAACAUGGUUUCCUAGAACUUGCAGUAUAUAUUUACCACUAAUCCAAGACCAGUUUCAGGUGGCACAGGAAUGGAUCAGCUCUCCAAAUAAAGAGAAAUUCUGUCAGUUACAUUUACGAAAAUUUCCUGCUGAUUAUAAAAAAUACUGGGAGUUUGUGGUUUAUCUUGAAGAAUGUGAACUAGCUAAACAACUUCAUCCAAAGGAAAAUGAUUUGGUGUUUUUGGUUCCUGAAAGACUAAAUGGAGAGAAGAAAGCUAUAGAGAGAAAUUGCAUGCAAGACCCUCAUGAAUAUCAUUGUGGUUAUGUUCAUAAAUUUCGCCGCACUUCAGUCAUGCGUAAUGGGAAAUCUGAGUAUUCCCUUUCCAUCCAGACUCAAGAUAAUUUGCCAGUCAAUUUAAAUGAACUCGUGAAAUGUAUUGUAAUCAGUUCUCUGGUAACUACACAAAGGAAGUUGAAAGCCAUGUCUUUGCUGAGUGGUCGGAACCAACUGGCCAGAGCUGUUCUGAAUCCAAACCCCAUGGACUUCUGUACAAAAGAUUUACUUACUACAACAUCUGACAGAAUUAUUGCCUACCUAAGAGAUUUCAAUGAAGACCAAAAGAAAGCGAUAGAAACUGCAUAUGCCAUGGUGAAACACUCCCCAUCAGUUGCCAAGAUAUGUCUGAUUCAUGGACCACCUGGAACAGGAAAAUCAAAAACUAUUGUUGGCCUCCUCUAUCGCCUACUGACCGAGAACCAUAGGAAGGGGCAUUCAGAUGAAAACUCCAAUGCCAAAAUCAAACAAAACCGUGUCCUUGUGUGUGCACCUUCCAAUGCAGCUGUUGAUGAACUUAUGAAAAAAAUUAUCCUCGAAUUCAAGGAAAAAUGUAAAGACAAGAAGAAUCCUUUGGGAAACUGUGGAGAUAUAAAUUUAGUACGUCUGGGUCCAGAGAAGUCUAUUAAUAAUGAGGUCCUAAAAUUCAGUUUGGACAGCCAAGUUAACCACAGAAUGAAAAAAGACUUACCUUCUCAUGUUCAGGACAUGCAUAGAAGAAAGGAAUAUCUGGAUCAUCAACUAGAUGAACUUUCCCGCCAGCGUGCUUUAUGCCGAGGUGGAAGGGAAGUACAGAGGCAAGAAUUAGAUGAAAAAAUUGCCAGCGUUUCAAAAGAAAGGCAGGAACUUGCUUCGAAAAUUAAAGAGGUUCAAGGACGCCCACAAAAAACACAGAAUAAUAUCAUCUUAGAGUCCCAUGUCAUCUGCUGCACAUUGAGCACCAGUGGUGGUUUACUGCUUGAGUCUGCUUUUCGUGGGCAAGGAGGUGUCCCCUUUAGUUGUGUCAUUGUUGAUGAGGCUGGGCAGUCUUGUGAAGUUGAAACGCUUACUCCACUUAUCCAUCGUUGUAACAAGCUUAUCCUUGUAGGAGAUCCUAAACAGCUCCCUCCCACAGUCAUUUCUAUGAAGGCACAGGAUUAUGGCUAUGACCAGUCGAUGAUGGCUCGCUUCUACAAACUGCUGGAAGAGAAUGUAGAGCACAACGUGAUCAGCAGACUCCCGAUUUUACAGCUCACCGUUCAGUACAGAAUGCACCCAGACAUAUGUCUCUUCCCUUCUAACUAUGUGUAUAACAAAAGCUUGAAAACAAAUAGACUAACUGAGACCAGUCGGUGUUCGUCAGACUGGCCAUUUCAACCCUACCUUGUGUUUGAUGUCGGAGAUGGUUCAGAAAGACGGGAUAAUGACUCAUAUGUAAAUGUUCAAGAAAUAAAACUGGUAAUGGAAAUAAUUAAACUUAUUAAAGACAAAAGAAGAGAUGUUACUUUCCGAAACAUUGGCAUAAUAACCCAUUACAAAGCUCAGAAGACGAUGAUUCAGAAAGAUUUGGACAAAGAGUUUGACGGAAAAGGGCCAGCAGAAGUAGAUACCGUGGAUGCCUUCCAGGGGCGUCAGAAAGAUUGUGUCAUUGUUACCUGUGUCAGAGCAAAUGCCACACAAGGCUCAAUUGGAUUUCUGGCAAGUUUGCAGAGAUUGAAUGUCACCAUUACACGAGCCAAGUACAGCCUCUUCAUCCUUGGUCAUUUGAGGACCCUCAUGGACAAUGAGCAUUGGAAUGAACUGAUUCAGGAUGCUCAGAAGCGUGGUGCCAUUAUUAAGACCUGUGACAAAAACUAUAAACAUGAUGCAAUGAAGAUUCUGAAACUCAAGCCUGUACUACAGAGAAGUCUGACUCACCCUUCAGCUGUAGCCCCAGAGGUGUCCAGACCCCAGGGCGGCUUGCCCAGCAACAAGCUAGACAGUGAAUUUGCCAAGACAUCUUUUGCUUCUUCCCUGUACCACACCCCCUCUGACUCCAAGGAAACUACUGUUACUGCAAAGGACCCUGAAAGGCCUUCUGGUCAGGACUGGCUUCGGGACCCACGACUGCUUAGGAGGAUGGGCAUGAGCCCUGAAGCCAAAGGGAAAUGCCUAAUGGAUCCACAGUCCUUGAGCCCGCAGCAUCCUGGAGCAACACCUCCCUCGGGAGAGCCAGGCUUCCCUGUAAUUCACCAGGACGUGGGCAGCGUGCAGCAGUCCGCUGCCAAAGGAGCUACCCUGAGCAACCACAAACCUCAUGUGCAGUGUGAUCCUCCAGCUGCUAGUGGUGAUGCUGCCACAAGUAGAAGAAAAUGUGACCAGGAAGGGAUGCUCAGCUACAGAAGAGAGACCAGGGCUUUCAGUGAAGGGGACCAGGAGAAGUACAGCUCUGUGAGCCAUCACACAAAGAGGAACUCUGGCUGGGACAAGGAGGAGGAGGACAGUAGUUCAAAGAAGAGAAAAGUUUUAUAGUACAGCCAAAUGACAGAGAUUAUCAGCCACAAGCAUUAUUGCAAACUUAAGAUGACCAGCUAAUAGGACUGUUUAGAUAAGAUUACUUUUUCCCUUAAAGGAAUGUGUGUGCUGUUGGAAAACAUGGAAAGUGCAUCCCAAACCCUGAGCCUCUCGGUCAUCUUGAGUGCUUUCUGUCAGUUCCGGCAGCCUUCAGAGGGCGUUUGUGCAUCAGUAAUAAUGUCCUUGACGUCAGAGACUUGAAGUGUUGGUCUCUUGUUCUUCUGUAGAAAAGGAGGUCAGACUGGAGUGAAUGUUGUAAAAGUUGAAGUGUAUAUUUGUAUAGCAAAUAACAAAAUCCUUUUAAAAUUUAAUCUAGUAGAUGCUUUUGUUUCCCCUGCUUAAAAUGUUAAUCAUUUUCAACAGAAGAAACUUUAUAUUUAAAAAAAAAAAAAAAGGCAGGAGUGCAGAUCCUUUGAACCAUUGUUAUGGUAGGACAGGCCCCUUCAACGGCCUGGGGAGCUGGAAUAAGCUGGCUUACUGUUUGGAAUCGUGCUGGUGGGUCAGAUGUCUCUAGUUCUAGUAAAAAGCAACUGGAGUCUCCUGGGAGAAACUUCGGGAAGCAGAGUUGUGUUAGGUAAGGCUCUGCUGACAUUGCACAGUUUUAGACGAACGUUGGCACAGGAUGUUAGAUUUCUGUGACAAGUUCAUCUACCUAUUUUAGUAAGCACAUAGUUCUCCAGCUAAAAUUUGAAUUCUUCUUGAAAUAAAAGAAGAUGAAAUGAAAGAAUAAUUCUUGAAAUAUCACUCAAAUACCCCCAGCAUGUUGUGAGCUUCCUGUAAGUGGUGGGUUACAAAUCUGCUGGGUGCCAAGUGCUGGAUAGUGCUGGGUGGCUGUGUAGGAACCCCCUUGGCUUGCGUGUGAAGGCUUGCAGAUUGCCAGGAGGCUCCAGCUAAUGAGUUUUAGGUAGAGCCUGGAAAGCUGUGUGUUAAACUUCUUUCCAAGGAAUUCUGGUCACCAGGCGGCUUGGGAACGAUGAGGGCAGGCCACAUAGGAUAUGUUAGGCAGGAAAGAAACACCCUUUUAAAAGACAAGGGUAGAAGAGGAGUGAAAUACUUGGAACUCAGAACUAGCAAGAGAGUUGACAGAUUUCCUAUGAUCUUUGGAAACUGUCUUCACUGAUGAAAGUACACCGCUUUUGUAGACUAUCUGAUUAGAGGGCAUUGUGCUGCUUUUGUGAAGGGAAAGUGGCCGUGGUGGUGGAGAUGUCAGAGACUUGGACAAGGGAGCAGGGGCUGCCUAAUUUCAAAGUCUGGUUUUUCAGACACGCUCACAAAGUGAAUUAGAAAUGUCACAGACAUGAGAGUGUAUGUUAGUAGCGGUUGGCCGUUGUUAGAACUAGUGGCUUGUAGUGAGUGCUAUACGGCCCAUUAGCUCGUUUGGGGAGGAAAACAAACCCCUGAAGAUUAAUGUGCACAAGGUGGAAUUUUCUUUGUCCUCUGCUUUUUAGCAAAAAGGACUUUGUGUUAGUCAGAAAUUCUACUGAAGCAGAUUAUUAAAAGCUCUAAAAAAAAAAUGGUGUGCUUGCCAAGAGUUUCAGUAGUCUACUUCUUCAUUACCCAGUUCCUUCCCGCUGUUGUCCGGACAUCUGCUGCUGAGCAGACACUCCUGUCACUCGGGGCGCACGUGCCCUGUGCCCACAGUCAGGCCCUGCUCCCUGCUUGUGGCUGGAAAGUCUGUCCCUGGCCACGCAGGUAAGGAAGCACAGGUGCGGGCGUGAGCCCUGCGCUGUCUGGGUCAGGGGCUCCGUAAGCUUCCUGCACGUGCCUUUGGCAAGAAAUCUCAUUGUUACUUUAAGCUUACUUUCCUGCCAUCUUUGUAAAAUGCUCAAUUUAGCAGAUACUUGUAGUGGUGACAGUUUAGAGAGUCUAAAACUCUGUAAGGUUGUAAAGGAGGCGUGACAAAACCAGCUGGAGUCAGGAACUGCUUCCACUCUGCUCAUGCAACAGCCGAGUUAAGAAAUAAGUGUUCCCCAGAAUGCACACUGUGCUGCCACCCCCAGGUGACAUUCUUUCCAGGUACAUUUGACACCUCUUCUCGCACAUCCUGUUCACCUGUUGGUGACCACACCCCUGGUCUCAUGCGAGAUUUAGUACACCUGCACAGUCCCUUCUCAGGGGCAGACCUCCUCCUGACGGCCUCCGCCAGUGAGUUGCAGCCACCCGAUGUUUGUUGCGUUUGGAAGUGUUUGUUGCUCCCGUUGGAGAAAGUAUUUGCAUAAGCAUUUCAUGUGUCUAGUGUGGCAUUUCUGGAUGCGGCUGUCACAGCAGUGUUGUUAUUGGUAGUUAAUCUUACUGCAAGGUGAACAGUAUGGCUGUUUGCUUUGUCCUUGCCAUGGCGUUCUUAGAAAGUACCCUGUCUUUCAAUAUUGGUUUUUUCAACAUGAAUAUAUUCUACUUACAAACUCGUUUUGCUUCUUUGUAUAUAAUUUGCCUUGGGUUUAUUGUGCACAGUUUAUUUAGUUAUGUUUUCGUGUAUUAUCAGGAGCAAAUUUGAUAAGUACAUGUGAAUAACCUCCUGUAAAUGAAUUUUAUAACAAAAAUGUACUAAAAUAUUUUCUCAAAUUAGUUGUGCAGGAUUGAUAAUUUUUUGCUGUAGCUUUGACUAUUUCUAUGCUCUGAAUUCAUAGGUGAGAUUUGGUGAACAAUAGCCAUGUUGUCUUUGUUAAAACCUAAUUCUAAGAGAAAAUGGCAGAAUUAAAAGUGGAAGCAAGAAAACUGA